AUGAAAAACUUUUCUUUAUACCGAGAUUAUCAUGUAACUGUUCAAGUUAACAUCUGCGAGGCUGUUUUUGACACCCGUGAAAUUACAUUUGAAAAUUGCCAAAAAAAUGAAUGGUGGAUAAAAAACAUUUCCCCUUCAUUGCCGAUCGAUAACAAAAUAAACUUUGAGGCUGAAAUAGGAAUAGGUGAAAUUUUGGUUAAUUGGACGCAAAACGGAACGAAUUUGCAUACUAUGAGCGUGAAGAAAUUGAAAAAUGGGUGCGUGAAAAAUGUACAGACUGUCGGGGGUGAAAAAAAAAAACCCCUCGCUCCUGGCUCAGUGCUGCAGCCGUUCAUUAAAAGCAUCCCGAUGAACCCCGCGUUGACUAAGUAG
Cotesia congregata is the source of this 372-nucleotide messenger RNA. The record is from the annotation of a GenBank genome assembly. NCBI's taxonomy places the organism in Eukaryota, Metazoa, Arthropoda, Insecta, Hymenoptera, Braconidae.